AUGGUGUUCGUAUCGCUUCGGACCCAUCCAUUGGUCCCAGCACUAAUCGUGCUGUCUGUAUGUGAUCUGCUCCAACUCACACUUACUGUAUUUGUACUAUUCAUUCCUGCAUUACAUGAUUUUACUAAUGCCGAACGAUUCGGUGCCUUAGGGCAAAUAGCCUACUUGUCAACCGGGCUACUGUCGCCUCUGUUAUUAGCGUUCAAUUGUGCGAGUAUUUGGACAAUCUGUUACAUCUCAAUAAAGCGUCAUAAGGCGAUCCUUCGACCAUUAUCAUCAAUUCACGCACCAUCACGACCAUUCUCUCCAUUGUUGGCGAUCGCAGCCGCUGCGCUAAUCUUCAAUGGCUCAAAAUGGGCUGAAUUUCGAUGGCAAUGGCUUGACGUAGAAGUGGACAAUGUGACACGGAAGUUUCUCGCUCAUGAACCGUCGGAUCUUGCCUAUAACGAGACCUACAGACAAAUGUUCGAUCACAUACUGUAUCCGGUUUUGGUCUAUCUUAUACCGUUGUUACUAUUAUCGGUAUUAAACUUCCGGAUACUAUCACAUAUCUCUGCUCAACGUGUUGCAUUCGAUCAUAAGAGUCGAUUGGCUCAAGAACGACGUUCGGUUACUCUGCUCAUUUCCAUUGUCAGCUUAUUCUUCUUCUGUCAUACG
Haemonchus placei is the source of this 657-nucleotide messenger RNA. The record is from the annotation of a GenBank genome assembly. NCBI's taxonomy places the organism in Eukaryota, Metazoa, Nematoda, Chromadorea, Rhabditida, Trichostrongylidae.